Molecule: messenger RNA, 555 nt
Organism: Papaver somniferum (opium poppy)
Lineage: Eukaryota; Viridiplantae; Streptophyta; Magnoliopsida; Ranunculales; Papaveraceae
Product: putative inactive methylesterase 20
Exons: 2
Coding region: 128-535 (135 amino acids)
Biological process (GO): salicylic acid metabolic process; jasmonic acid metabolic process
Molecular function (GO): methyl salicylate esterase activity; methyl jasmonate esterase activity; methyl indole-3-acetate esterase activity
Source: RefSeq, a predicted model, not a curated record
UUUUGUUUGAUAUUUGGAUUUUUCUUUCAAUUUUGUUUAAAUGACAGAUUAAAUUACUGAAUCAUUCUCACAAAACAGAAGUUACAGUAAACUCAUUUGGACCUACAACAGAUAGAAGAAGAUAGAGAUGAAGGAUGAGAGGAAUUCAUUUGUGGCAACCAACAGUAGUAGUAAAUCAACAAACAAGCAUUUUGUCCUUGUUCAUGGAGGUUGUCAUGGAGCAUGGUGUUGGUAUAAGUUGACACCACGGCUAAAGUCAGCAGGUCACCGUGUCACAGUUCUGGACCUUGCAGGUUCUGGAAUCAAUUCAAAGCAGGUCAACGAUCUCCGGUCAUUUUCCGACUAUAUACGCCCAUUCAUGGAGUUCAUGGAGUACUCUAUCCCUAGCGGCAUAUCCAUUAAACCAGACGAGAAGGUGAUCCUCGUGGGUCACAGCUUGGGAGGGUUGGUCAUCUCGAAAGCUAUGGAAAUGUUCCCAGAGAAGAUAUCUGUGGCUGUUUUUGUCACUGCUUUGAUGCCCAACAUUUCAGAAUAAAUCGAUAUCUCCGAUGUCGG